CAUAAUACUAAACGCGAACUUGGCCAGUGUCACAACUAGUGGCCGGUAUAUAUACCUCGUCAGGCUUUACAGGACCAUAGUCACACUUUAUUUCUCUCGACGACCCAUCUAUUGGAACUAAAAUGGCGUCUAAGUUGGUAAUUAUCUCCUGUCUGGUGGCCGUCGCGCGUGCCAGUGUGACGCCAGUAGCUGCUCCCUUGGCUGCGGCGCCAGUCGUAGCAGCGGCACCGUUGGCAGCUAGGCUUGAAGAAUUUGAUCCCCUUCCACAAUAUCGAUUCGGAUAUAACGUAGCUGAUGCCCUCACAGGCGAUUAUAAGAGUCAACAAGAGUCACGUGACGGUGAUUUAGUCCAGGGUUCAUACUCCCUAGUCGACCCUGAUGGCACGCGACGCACGGUGGAUUAUGCGGCUGAUUCUGUGAAUGGUUUCAAUGCUGUUGUGCGUAAAGAGCCACUGGUAGCGGCUGCCCCUGCUGUGGUGGCCGAGCCAGCAGUCGUGCCGGCAAGGUUGGCGGCCGCACCAGUAGCAGCCGUAGCCCCGGCGAGGUACACCGCUGCGGUGGCUGCGCCCUACGCUGCUUACGCCGCAGCCCCAGUCGCCGCCGCUUACACCGCUCCAGUGGCAAGGUUCUCCGCCCCCAUUGUGUCCCCGUACGCCAGGUUUACUGCAGCGCCAUUAGCGUAUAACUACGCUGCAGCAGCUGCGCCGGUUGUAGCUGUAUAAAAUCUCAUCUUUACAUCCAGGACUGAUUUUUACUUAUGGCAGAUACAUUUUUUACUCGGA
Messenger RNA from Amyelois transitella, 782 nucleotides. RefSeq names its product larval cuticle protein A2B (gene CPR70). Lineage: Eukaryota; Metazoa; Arthropoda; Insecta; Lepidoptera; Pyralidae. The coding region runs from base 123 to 722 and encodes 199 amino acids. Gene Ontology annotation, cellular component: extracellular matrix. The record is from RefSeq and is a predicted model, not a curated record. The transcript has 2 exons.